Molecule: messenger RNA, 754 nt
Organism: Thunnus maccoyii (southern bluefin tuna)
Lineage: Eukaryota; Metazoa; Chordata; Actinopteri; Scombriformes; Scombridae
Gene: mrpl57
Product: mitochondrial ribosomal protein L57
Exons: 3
Coding region: 265-576 (103 amino acids)
Biological process (GO): mitochondrial translation
Cellular component (GO): mitochondrial ribosome
Molecular function (GO): structural constituent of ribosome
Source: RefSeq, a predicted model, not a curated record
AAAUCUAUGGUUACCAUCCAGACACGAUACCCUCGCUUCGCUUCUCGCAUUUUUACCCCGUUUCCUUUGGCCCUCGUCUUAUCAAACUGCCUGAAUCUGGGCGUUUUUUCAUCUUGUCGUCGGAAAGUGAACUAGAUUUGUCAUAUUUAGAGAGUGAGGUGUAACUCUGCAGGAGAUGGACUAUAACCAUCUUCACUGUGAGGAGAGCGUAGCGCAUCCCAAUGCAGUUACGAGGACCGACCCCAAACGAUAUAAAGUACCACCAUGUUCCUCACCCUGGCCCUGCUGCGGAAAGGCAUCCCCGGGAAGCAGUGGAUCGGAAAGUAUCGGCGUCCACGACAAAUCACAUGGCAGAUGAAACGCAAUAUGCUGAACCACCUGGAGCGCGAGGCCGAGAACGAGUACUGGAUCAGCCGGCCGUACAUGACUCCGGAGCAGGAGUACAGCCACGCCGCUGAGCGCAGAGCCCAGAACUGGCUCAAGAUCAAGGAGGCCAAAUUCGCCAAUUUUCCUGAACACAAGAGCGUCACAGAUCACCUGAAUCAUCUCAGAAUCACCAAGACAUGGUCGAGUUAAUGUGAGCAGUAAACUGUCUCGCUUUUGUUCAACAUGUAAAGACUCUAUAAUACUAUUUAUGUAUAUGGAGGAAAGCUCUGUAUGUCUCCUGAAAAGAUACCUUGAAAAGUUGUCAACUAAGAUCACAACAAACUGUUUCAACUGCAUCUGUCUUUAUAAAACAAAUCUGUAAACAGUU